Molecule: messenger RNA, 5108 nt
Organism: Centrocercus urophasianus (Greater sage-grouse)
Lineage: Eukaryota; Metazoa; Chordata; Aves; Galliformes; Phasianidae
Gene: SFT2D2
Product: SFT2 domain containing 2
Exons: 8
Coding region: 49-531 (160 amino acids)
Biological process (GO): vesicle-mediated transport
Cellular component (GO): membrane
Source: RefSeq, a predicted model, not a curated record
GGGGCGCGUAGUUCCCGGGGCGGAAGGGAAGAACCGCCCGGCCGCGGCAUGGACAAGCUGAAGCGGGUGCUGAGCGGCCGGGACGCGGAGGAGCCCGGCGCUCUGACGGAGGUUAUCGACGCGACUUCGUUGGGUUGGGGCACCCGAGUGAAAGGCUUCAUCGCGUGCUUUGCGUUGGGAUGCGUGUUCUCCCUGUUGGGCAGUUGUCUGCUCUGGGUACCAAGGAAAGGGCUGAUUCUCUUUGCAGCAUUUUACACGUUGGGGAACAUUGCAUCGAUUGGAAGCACUCUCUUUCUUAUGGGACCAGUGAAACAAUUGAAAAGGAUGUUUGAGCCUACCCGAUUGAUUGCUACUAUUGUUAUGUUAUUGUGUCUCAUAUUAACGCUGUGUUCUGCUUUUUGGUGGCAUAAGGAAGGACUCGCGCUCCUUUUCUGUAUCUUGCAGUUUUUUGCCUUGGCAUGGUACAGCAUUUCCUUCAUACCAUUUGCAAGGGAUGCUGUGAAGAAAUGUGUGUCUGUCUGUCUGUCCUAAGAGGAAAGCCGGAUGCUUCACAAAGUUCUAGGAAGCAUAGCAGAACUACGUUAAGAUCACUGUGUUUGUACUUUGCUACUUCUGUUCUAAAUGAGUGCCUUUUGGCUGGUUGUUAGAGGUUAAGUGCAGUGAAUGCAAUUGUGUGUUUUUGGUGUCCGUGGGACAGAGCGCUCACGUGACUAAAUGAAGGUCAGCCUGGAAGAAGAACUGGGCUGAGACCCAGACUUUGUUUUGAUGAUUCUCAUAUGAAAUUAUUUGUUUCUGCAAAAUUAACAAAGUGACACGUGAAGUCUGUAAAAUGGAGCCCUUGAUUCUGGUGGGACCAUGCCAGUCUAGAGGAUUCCUUUCCGAAGAAGAAAAAGAAAUCUGUUGCUAGCUGAUUCCUGACAACUCUUGUAGUAGCCUUACAUCACUUAAUCUUUGCACUAUUUACAUCAGAUAAUGGAAUACUGGUGCUCUUCUUCUGCCUCUCUUGUAACAUGUUGGGUCUAUGAUAUUUUCAAAAGGCUUAAUUCCAAAUGAAAAGGCUGUUUUAGAGUACUUAUGGAAUGCUUGAUUUUGUUUCCUUAAGUGAAAAAAAUUCGUUUUCAGUUUAGAUUGACAGUGUUUUCUUAAAAUACGUAGAGGGGACAUUUUCAUCUGCGAAGAUUGGUUCCUGUAAGAAAAGCACUUGCAAAAUUGGGUUAAUCAAGUUCUUUAGUUUCCAGGAAUAAUGAGUUCUUUGCUAAUGACUCCAGCUGAAUGCAAUACAUUCAAGCUAGGAAACCAAUUUAUCACUUGACAUGAGGUGGUUCUCUUCUCCCCAGCUUCAGCACAGGAGCUGUGUGAAGCUGAGGGCACGACAGGUAAGCUGAGACAGAACCUGUGUGUUUUCUUUCCCAAAGGACGAAGUCCCUGUUGAUAAGGUGGAGGCAGGCUGGUGUUUAAGCAAGUCCAGGACAGGAAAAAGACAUUUUCUUCUGAACCUGUGAAUAAGUUAAAACUCCAAUGUGUCUUUUUUGUAAUGAAAUCAAUUUCAUUUUUCCUAAAACUCUCUUCUGCACUCGUGAAUUCCUUCUGCUCUGAAGAGGAAGUACAGCUUUCUGUUGCUUUUUUUGUGUGUUUGUGUGUUUGCUUUUUUAACCAAAGGAAGCAUUCAACAGUCUUGCUGCCAGCUUCGAACAAACACUGAGUGGUCAGUAUCCAGACUCCAAGGCCAUUGCCCAUUCUUGUAAUCUUCUGAGCUACGUGUAAUCAUGUACUCCCAAACCAUUUCAGCGUCUCUUGUUUAACAUCAGAAUGCAGGUUCCUGCUUCUACUAUGUUGGAUACUGUUAACUGUUCUUGCCUUUCCUAUUAGCAAGUUGUCUUGCUGGAAAUGAUGGCUGUGAAGGUCAUUAUCCAGUGAACUUUAAUAUGAUUUGAAUCUUCUUUCCUGAUCUACAUAGACUUUAGCCAUCUAACUGCAUUGCAUUUGCAUAGCAAGUCCUUGACUUGCACCACAAAGACUUCAGGCUAGCAAAAGCCUGGAUCUAUUCAGCAAUGAAGUACAAGCCCACAGUGAAGUAGAAUAAUUCUGUGUGGUUCUCAGAAAGUUACUAGAAACAGAAUUAACUCUACACAUUAAUUGUCCUUCUGAUAAUUUAUAAAACAGUAACAACCCUCCAUGAGUAUCCCCUCUAAAACCAAAAAAAUAUCUUUUGAGGAUAUGAAAGGGGAACUUCAACAAGCUUUCUCUGUUUUCCAGCUGGAUAGAGGUACUCUUACAAAGCCAUUUGAACAGAAAAGGCCUUCUUGAAAAUGUGCUAUGUUGGGAUGAAUCAGUUCUGUGGGAUGAUUUCCCCAAGUGCUAUUUCCUACUGCUUUUCUUUCUUUCUUUCCAUAGGAUUUUGAAGUUAGUGUUGAAAUGACUACAUUGACUAUUAGUAUUAUUUUUUUUUAAUAAGGAGUUAGUUAAAGGCUCAAGAGAGACUGAGAAUUAAAGAACACCUAUUCGUUUUCUCUCUGACUCUGGAUAUCUAAAUGGAUGUAAGACUUUUUUUUUAAUGAGGGAGUAUGUUCAAAACCUAAUGUACAUCUGUCAAAGGGCCCCGUGUUAGGCUUCUGUUAGGGCUUGGAGAAUAUAUACAGAAUUCCUUUGUGUAAGACUAGUAGAAAUAGAACUCCAAUGCCUUUCACAUCCCAGUGUUUGCUUAGUUUUAAUAUCUCUGGGUGUUCCCAGAGAACUCUACAAGUAUGGUCUAUGGUAUUUUUCCUUCCCCCCUCUGGGAAAGUUCUGUUAAUUUGUAUAAUCAUUCCAGGCCUAUCAGCAGUCAACAUAAUGGAGUUUUACCUCUGUUUUGUUUGUUUUUUUUUUUAAUAGUUCAGAUUAGGAAGAGAAAAAGGCUUUUGCUUACUCCUUGACUAGCUUUUGCAGGGCUGUAGUACCAUGACUCUCUAGCAUUUUCCUUGUAAAAACACUAGAUUUGCUGCAUACUGCUUUCUCAAUUUGUAUACUAUAGCUAAGUGGGACCUUUUAGUAUUGUGAGCACAGUCACUUGGAAGUAGGAAAUUUAGACUCUGGAACUGCUUCUUUCACUACCAAGAAAUGGUAAACUUGAAUGGAUUCACACACACUUUUUUAAAGCUGUAAUUCCAGUUCCACAGCCACGUUUGAUACAAUAAUAAAGGAGAACAAAGGUUUAUUUGACUGUGUAGCACACGAGGCUUUAGCAAUAGUGCCCAUAAGGGAAGGGAAUUCAAAAGGAGAUGGCAGAGAUGGGUGAUCGCCAUAGUGCCACUAGGAUUCACGUUCCUUCUGGUGUUGUAUUCUGUUCUUGUGAAGGUCAGAUGGAACAGAGAUUCAUUUCCUUGCCAAUAUGUGAAAGCUACUCAGGGUUUGUCACUUCAUCUACAAGCAGUUUUGAUUUAAAGGUAAUUCCUCUCUGUCAGAGCAAAACACUGUGGAUUCUUAGUCAGAUGUUUGGUUAUAGUUGCGCACAGGCUAUUGCCAGGGUUAGCAGUAGAAGAUUCUUCUAUAUUGUUCAGAUAAUUUCUGUGAUCGAGAGGUAAACUACUAUGAGUGUGCCCUCUUGACCGGUUUCAAUCUGAAUUAGGUUAUACCAUUUUUGUGAUUAAGACUUCUAUAUGUUUGGAGCUGAUUUCAUCAGCUUUGGUUAUCUGCUUACCAGGAAGCAUGGUGGACUUUUUUAAAGCCCUCUAGCUUUCUGUCGUAAUGUCCUUCAAGGCAGGAAUGUUUGUCGUGUGCACUCUGCUGCAAAGAGAUAAUUGUGUUUUAAAUCAUAAGGCUCCUUCCUUAAUAAACUUACACACUUGCCUACAGCACUUAAUUCAAGACUGACUUUCGAAAGAAAGUUGGAUGCCCAUCUCAGUAGAGUUUGGUGCUCUACCAGAAAGUGUUUCUUGAAAGCCUCACUGUUGGUCAACUUUCCCGUUGAAUUUUGGGUUGUUUUGGUUUGUUUGGUUUUGUUUGUUUGUUUGUUGUUUUGGGUUUUUUUUCAGUACUGAUCACUGUAAGCAAGCAGUCUUAGCGUGAAAUCUGCAUAUCUGGGAUCAGCCGACUUUGCAGAUACUGUAGAAAUGGAAAUGGGUGACAAGGGGUAUUUGUUCCCAUAGCACUGAGAUUCAGAACAUGAAAAUGUGAGAUUUCUUUCAUCACUCCAGGGUUUUGCUCUGGUUGGUGUGAUUGUGAAUGCUGAUGCUAUCUGAGAUGGUUCUACUGUGCUGAUGUGAACAACUUGAUCUUGCUUAGUAUUUGCUGUAGUAAGACUGCCCAUGAGCUGCUCCAAAACCCAAGGAAGAAAUCUCUGAACUGAUUUAAAAGGAUUUUAAGAAAUCACGUGGAGAAAAAAUUAGAAUUCAUAAGGCUUUGUUUAAAUACUUACUAUGCAUUGCUGGGAGAGAGAGGAGUUGUUGCUAUGGGAUGGCUUCCAGCAAGGUUGCAGAAGGACGGGUCUGGAUUGGUUGCAACUUGUGGGUAGGUGACAGCUGUGCCCGUAACGCACUUAGGGGCUUAGAGUGCUGCUGCUUACAUGCAGUCUGAAGCUCGUGUUCAGGAAACUCCAUUGUGGAAAAAUGCGGAUUCUUGAAGGUUGUAGGCUUGUGCUGUGUACUAAGAUUGAAAGAGAUUUGUUGAGUUAGUGAAAAUGGUUCUUACUCUGUUUUGGUACUUAAUCAUGUUGAUGAAGACAAGAUGACCGUUGCUGUUGUGGACUUCAAAAACCGAGGAGGAGGAUGACAUAUAAACACACAUCUGUCUUAACUAUUGAUGUUUACAGCCAUAGCAAGUCCUGACCAUGUAGGACAGAAAGCACAAAGAUGGUAUAUUUUCUUAACAGUGUGUGCCUCACAGUCUUUUGACAACACAACAUUUUUUUAACAGCUGUGGGAAUUGUUUUGUAAAAUAAAAACUGAACUCUCAGAAUUUGACCACAACGUUUUGUAUUGUUACUGAUUCUAUUUGUUGCUCUUUUUCUGUGUAUUUGCACUGUUUGAUUUCUACUUUGAUAAAUAUCUUUUUUCAUAUCUUUUUCUGUAAGGAAUCCCUCACUUUCGAGUGUUGUUUUUUUCUUCAAUAAAGUUGUAAUUGCAUUAAACAAA